Molecule: messenger RNA, 1990 nt
Organism: Cydia amplana
Lineage: Eukaryota; Metazoa; Arthropoda; Insecta; Lepidoptera; Tortricidae
Product: myb-like protein F
Exons: 2
Coding region: 1-1911 (636 amino acids)
Source: RefSeq, a predicted model, not a curated record
AUGCCAGAUCAUAAAAAGACGCGAAGUUCCACUUUAGAACGCACUUAUGAUAAAAAUACUCUGAGUGGCGAUCCAAAAGUUACUUAUGGUGACAAAACACUGAAGAGUAUUGAUGAAGACAACUAUGAUAUAAAAACCUUGAGUGGCGUUCCAAGCCGUUCUUUUAACGACAUACACAACUAUAAUCAAAUAAAAACCUUGAGUGAUUUUCUAGAUCGUACUAACGAAGAAAAAGUACCAAAGAACAUUGGCAAAUAUAAUUAUGAUGAAAUAAAAACUUUGAGUGAUGUUAUUGAAAGUACACAUGGCAACCAAUUACUCAAUCGCGUUGAGGAAUAUAACUAUGAUCAUAAAACAACUCUGAGUGGCGUUCCGAAAGAUACUUAUGGUUACAAAACACUGAAGAGUAUCGAUAAACACAAAUAUGAUCAAAUAAAAAGCUUGAGUGAUUUUCUACAAGGCACCAAUGACGAGGAAGCAUCGAAGAAUAUUGACAAACAUAAUUAUAAUCAUAUAAAAACUUUGAGCGACUUUCUUGAAAAUAGACAUGGCCACAAAUUACCCAAUCGCAUUGAGAAAUAUAACUAUGACCAUAUAAAAACUCUGAGUGACGUUCCAAAAGUAACUUAUGGUGAUGAAAGACUGAAUGGUAUUGACAAAUACAAAUUUAAUCAAAUUAAAAGCUUAAGUGAUUUUCUACAAGGCACCAAUGACGAGAAAGCAUCGAAGAAUAUUGACAAACAUAAUUAUAAUCUUAUACAAACUUUGAGCGACGUUCUUGAAAAUACACAUGGCCACAAAUUACUCAAUCGCAUUGAGAAAUAUAUCUAUGAUCAUAUAAAAACUCUGAGUGACGUUCCAAAAGUAACUUAUGGCGAUGAAAUACUGAAUGGUAUUGACAAAUACAAAUUUAAUCAAAUUAAAACCUUGAGUGAUUUUCUACAAGCCACCAAUAACGAGAAAGCAUCGAAGAAUAUUGACAAACAUAAUUAUAAUCAUAUAAAAACUUUGAGCGACGUUCUUGAAAAUACGCAUGGCCACAAAUUACCCAAUCGCAUUGAGAAAUAUAACUAUGAUCAUAUAAAAACUCUGAGUGACGUUCCAAAAGUAACUUAUGGCGAUGAAAGACUGAAUGGUAUUGACAAAUACAAAUUUAAUCAAAUUAAAAGCUUGAGUGAUUUUCUACAAGGCACCAAUGACGAGAAAGCAUCGAAGAAUAUUGACAAACAUAAUUAUAAUCAUGUAACAACUUUGAGCGACGUCCUUGAAAAUACACAUGGCGAGCAAUUACUCAACCACAUUGAGAAACACAACUAUGAUCAUAUAAAAACUCUGAGUGACGUUCCACAAGUAACUUAUGGUGACAAAACACUGAAUGGUAUUGACGAACACACAUAUGAUCAAAUAAAAAGCUUGAGUGAUUUUCUACAAGGCACCAAUGACGAGAAAGCAUCGAAGAAUAUUGACAAACAUGAUUAUAAUCAUAUAAAAACUUUGAGCGACGUUCUUGAAAAUACACAUGGCCACAAAUUACUCAAUCGCAUUGAGGAACACAACUAUGAUCAUAUAAAAACCUUAAGUGAUUUGCUAGAACGUAUUUAUUACGAUAAAACACUAAAGGACACUGACAAACAUAAUAAUGAUGAAAUAAAAAAAUUAAGUGACGUUCUAGAGAGUACAUAUGACAACAAAUUACUCAGUCGCAUUGACGGACAAAAUUAUUAUAAUAUAAAAACACUGAGAGAAAUUUUAGAAGGACAUAAUAAUGACGACAGAACGUUAAACAGAAUUGAAGAACAUAAUUAUGGUUAUAUAAAAACCUUGAGUGGUCCAAAACAUAUUUAUGGCGAGAGUGAAGAAACCAAAAUCCCACAUUAUUAUGCCGCCAUCAGAGUUUCAUCAAGUCAAUAAAUCAACCGUAUUGUAUGACACCUGAAGCUGAGAAAGCAACAACUUAUUAUGGGUAUGAAUAGUCCAGAAAUAAGUAAAA